AUGAGCAUAAGGCCGGACGUGGCAGGCUUGUGCUUCUUGGCGCUGGUAUGCCUUCAGUCUGGUACCGUGGUUGGUUCUGCCAUCAUAGGUGCAUUUAGCUGCGAGGGUCGCACCUACGGCAACUACGCUCACCCGGACUGCACAAAGUUUUACAUGUGCGGGGGAAACGGAAUGCAUGUGAUGGACUGUCCAGCCAGUUUGCACUACAACGCUGCGACUGACCAGUGUGACUGGCCGGCUAAUGUCCAGUGUGGGAACGAAGUGAGCACGGACGCUCCGACGACUCUUGGUUCCACGCCUGUUCCAUCAGGUAAACAUAAGGCCUCUUUGCUUUUUGUGCGCCUUCAGUUGCAGAGGUCGCACAUAUGGCAACUACGCUCACAUGACUGCACAAAGUUUUACAUGUGCGGGGGAAACGGAAUGCAUGUGAUGGACUGUCCAGCCAGUUUGCACUACAACGCUGCGACUGACCAGUGUGACUGGCCGGCCAAUGUCCAGUGUGGGAACGAAGUGAGCACGGACGCUCCGACGACUCUUGGUUCCACGCCUGUUCCAUCAGGCGCCUUCAGUUGCAGAGGUCGCACAUAUGGCAACUACGCUCACCCGGACUGCACAAAGUUUUACAUGUGCGGGGGAAACGGAAUGCAUGUGAUGGACUGUCCAGCCAGUUUGCACUACAACGCUGCGACUGACCAGUGUGACUGGCCGGCCAAUGUCCAGUGUGGGAAAGAAGUGAGCACGACGCUCUCCGACUCUUGGUUCCACGCCUGUUCCAUCAGUUGCAUAGGUCGCACAUAUGGCAACUACGCUCACACGGACUGCACAAAAUUUUACAUGUGCGGGGAAAACGGAAUGCAUGUGAUGGACUGUCCAGACAGUUUGCACUACAACGCUGCGACUGACCAGUGUGACUGGCCGGCCAAUGUCCAGUGUGGGAACGAAGUGAGCAUAGACGCUCCGACGACUCUUGGUUCCACGCCUGUUCCAUCAGGCGCCUUCAGUUGCAUAGGUCGCACAUAUGGCAACUACGCUCACACGGACUGCACAAAAUUUUACAUGUGCGGGGGAAACGGAAUGCAUGUGAUGGACUGUCCAGACAGUUUGCACUACAACGCUGCGACUGACCAGUGUGACUGGCCGGCCAAUGUCAAGUGUGGGAAAGAAGUGAGCAUGGACGCUCCGACGACUCUUGGUUCCACGCCUGUUCCAUCAGGCGCCUUCAGUUGCUUAGGUCGCACAUAUGGCAACUACGCUCACACGGACUGCACAAAAUUUUACAUGUGCGGGGGAAACGGAAUGCAUGUGAUGGACUGUCCAGACAGUUUGCACUACAACGCUGCGACUGACCAGUGUGACUGGCCGGCCAAUGUCCAGUGUGGGAAAGAAGUGAGCACGGACUCUCCGACGACUCUUGGUUCCACGCCUGUUCCAUCAGGCGCCUUCAGUUGCAUAGGUCGCACAUAUGGCAACUACGCUCACACGGACUGCACAAAAUUUUACAUGUGCGGGGUAAACGGAAUGCAUGUGAUGGACUGUCCAGACAGUUUGCACUACAACGCUGCGACUGACCAGUGUGACUGGCCGGCCAAUGUCCAGUGUGGGAAAGAAGUGAGCAUAGACGCUCCGACGACUCUUGGUUCCACGCCUGUUCCAUCAGGCGCCUUCAGUUGCAUAGGUCGUACAUAUGGCAACUACGCUCACACGGACUGCACAAAAUUUUACAUGUGCGGGGGAAACGGAAUGCAUGUGAUGGACUGUCCAGACAGUUUGCACUACAACGCUGCGACUGACCAGUGUGACUGGCCGGCCAAUGUCCAGUGUGGGAACGAAGUGAGCACGGACGCUCCGACGACUCUUGGUUCCACGCCUGUUCCAUCAGGCGCCUUCAGUUGCAUAGGUCGCACUUAUGGCAACUACGCUCACACGGACUGCACACAAUUUUACAUGUGCCGGGAAAACGGAAUGCAUGUGAUGGACUGUCCAGACAGUUUGCACUACAACGCUGCGACUGACCAGUGUGACUGGCCGGCCAAUGUCCAGUGUGGGAAAGAAGUGAGCAUGGACGCUCCGACGACUCUUGGUUCCACUCCUGUUCCAUCAGGCGCCUUCAGUUGCAUAGGUCGCACAUAUGGCAACUACGCUCACACGGACUGCACAAAAUUUUACAUGUGCGGGGGAAACGGAAUGCAUGUGAUGGACUGUCCAGACAGUUUGCACUACAACGCUGCGACUGACCAGUGUGACUGGCCGGCCAAUGUCCAGUGUGGGAAAGAAGUGAGCAUGGACGCUCCGACGACUCUUGGUUCCACGCCUGUUCCAUCAGGCGCCUUCAGUUGCAGAGGUCGUACAUAUGGCAACUACGCUCACCCGGACUGCACAAAGUUUUACAUGUGCGGGGGAAACGGAAUGCAUGUGAUGGACUGUCCAGCCAGUUUGCACUACAACGCUGCGACUGACCAGUGUGACUGGCCGGCCAAUGUCCAGUGUGGGAACGAAGUGAGCACGGACGCUCCGACGACUCUUGGUUCCACGCCUGUUCCAUCAGGCGCCUUCAGUUGCAGAGGUCGCACAUAUGGCAACUACGCUCACCCGGACUGCACAAAGUUUUACAUGUGCGGGGGAAACGGAAUGCAUGUGAUGGACUGUCCAGCCAGUUUGCACUACAACGCUGCGACUGACCAGUGUGACUGGCCGGCCAAUGUCCAGUGUUGGAACGAAGUGAGCACGGCCGUUCCGACGACUCUUGAUUCCACGCCUGUUCCAUCAGGCGCCUUCAGUUGCAGAGGUCGCACAUAUGGCAACUACGCUCACCCGGACUGCACAAAGUUUUACAUGUGCGGGGGAAACGGAAUGCAUGUGAUGGACUGUCCAGCCAGUUUGCACUACAACGCUGCGACUGACCAGUGUGACUGGCCGGCCAAUGUCCAGUGUGGGCACGAAGUGAGCACGGACGCUCCGACGACUCCUGGUUCCACACCUGUUUCACAAGGUGAACAUUUCGCGUCCUUCCUUUUCAUACGGUAUAAAAUUCCACAACGACUCCCUUUCAUAUGA
Messenger RNA from Mya arenaria, 3054 nucleotides. RefSeq names its product chitin-binding domain protein cbd-1-like. Gene Ontology annotation, cellular component: extracellular region. Gene Ontology annotation, molecular function: chitin binding. The coding region runs from base 1 to 3054 and encodes 1017 amino acids. The record is from RefSeq and is a predicted model, not a curated record. NCBI's taxonomy places the organism in Eukaryota, Metazoa, Mollusca, Bivalvia, Myida, Myidae. The transcript is spliced from 14 exons.